Brassica oleracea var. oleracea is the source of this 531-nucleotide messenger RNA. RefSeq names its product E3 ubiquitin-protein ligase BAH1-like. Lineage: Eukaryota; Viridiplantae; Streptophyta; Magnoliopsida; Brassicales; Brassicaceae. The coding region runs from base 1 to 531 and encodes 176 amino acids. The record is from RefSeq and is a predicted model, not a curated record. The transcript is spliced from 4 exons.
AUGAAGUAUGAGGAGUACAUGCAAGAACAGAAGGAGAAGAAGAAUCUACCUGGUGUUUGCUUCAAGAAACCCAAGAAGAUUCUGAAGAAAAGAGAUCAUGUUCCUUCUCAGAUUGCUUUAAACGAAGCAACAACUGUCCUCGUGAAUGCAAAGUUUGUAAUGGAACCUUUUUCCCGGAGCUUAGGAUGGUUUAACGAGAAUGCUCAGAAGCUUCUUGAGUUACAUUUAGCUUCUAGUUUCAAAGUGUCUUAUUUGGUUCGAAGGCAAUACUCGCAAAACGAGCCAUCAUCUUGGCUAUGGGUUCGAGCUGAUCUUGCUCGAAAUGGUAUCUUCGACUAUGAAAAACUUAAGAAAACUUGGAACAUGAGGAUGGUGGAUCAGUCUGAAAAGUGCAAAGAGAGUGUGAUGGAGAGUAAGAAAGAAGAAGAAGCGAUUGAAUUGAAAGUGAAGAAAGCGCGGUUUUGUUUCUGCAAGAAACAGAGAAAGGAUUGUGGCCGGAAGAUUACAGUCUCUCCGACCACGCUUGUCUGA